AUGGGGGAGAAGCACGGUUUCGACAAGCCCAUGGGCGGUUUCGUGCAGCCCAAAUCCGCCGCCAUGUCCUCCGCCGUCCGAGGCCAUUUCGUGGCAGCAACCGGCGAAUUCGUGGGAACGUUCAUGUUCCUCUUUUUCGCUUUCCUGGGCCAUCUCAUGUCCGUCGAGCAGCAGACAGAGACCAAUGGUGAUGGGACGAACAGCAACUCGACCAUCAUCUACAUUAGCAUGAGCUACGGAUUGAGCCUUCUGGUCACGGCAUGGUCGAUGUACAGGGUGUCUGGCGACCCAGCAGUCACCGUGGGCUUGGUCAUGACCGGCGCGGUCCCAGCCCUGAGAGGCGCCAUCUUGAUCAUACCGCAACUUCUGGGCGCCAUAUGUGCUGCUGCUGUAGUUGAGGGUAUUGUUCCGGGGGAUAUCGCAUUAGUCCAGACCCUUUUGAAUCCAGACGUUAGCGUAGCACAGGGAGUGUUUCUGGAGAUGGUCAGUCGUGUACAUGGUCUUUGCUCACGAAGUGACUCGCUAAUGCCAUCAGCACAGUUCCUGACAAUACUCCUGAUCUACACAGUCCUGAUGUUGGCAGCCGAAAAAUCCAAAGACACCUACAUGGCACCCAUCGGCAUCGGCCUCGCACUGUUCGUCGCAGAAAUCGCCGGCGUAAACUACACCGGAGCCAGCCUCAACCCAGCUCGAUCCUUCGGCCCAUGCGUGAUCGCAGCCAACUUCCCAUCCUAUCACUGGAUCUACUGGAUCGGACCAAUACUCGGCGCCUUGGUCAGUGGUGGGUACUAUCACUUCGUCAAGUUCUUCAACUACGAGGAGGCCAAUCCAGGACAAGACUCAGCCGGCGGUGAUUUUGAAGAGGUUAAACGGUCACAGAGUCAGAUGGAUGAAGGCGCAGCGUUGGAGAACGGAGACAUGCGGCAGAGCAACUCUCGCAACGGCACAUCCGGCGGUCGGAACCGACCUUCGCAGAGCCGGCAGCAAUAUUCGUCGCAGGGCCAACAGCAAUAUCCGUCGCAGAGUCAGAACCGACCACAGAUCGAUUCGAGGAUUGAGAGCGGGACGAUGCAUCCAGGUUUCGAUGGGUAUGAGCGAUGA
Saxophila tyrrhenica is the source of this 1101-nucleotide messenger RNA. RefSeq lists its product as uncharacterized. The transcript has 2 exons. Gene Ontology annotation, cellular component: plasma membrane. Gene Ontology annotation, molecular function: water channel activity. Gene Ontology annotation, biological process: transmembrane transport; water transport. The record is from RefSeq and is a predicted model, not a curated record. The coding region runs from base 1 to 1101 and encodes 366 amino acids. NCBI's taxonomy places the organism in Eukaryota, Fungi, Ascomycota, Dothideomycetes, Mycosphaerellales, Extremaceae.